Messenger RNA from Pieris napi, 827 nucleotides. RefSeq names its product endothelial differentiation-related factor 1 homolog (gene mbf1). Gene Ontology annotation, cellular component: nucleus. The record is from RefSeq and is a predicted model, not a curated record. Gene Ontology annotation, molecular function: DNA binding. The transcript has a single exon. NCBI's taxonomy places the organism in Eukaryota, Metazoa, Arthropoda, Insecta, Lepidoptera, Pieridae. The coding region runs from base 139 to 579 and encodes 146 amino acids.
CUAUAAAUUGUCAAGUAAUGACAAAAUCAAGCACAUUUUAUUAAGAUCUGCGUAACUAUUUCUGCAAACCUGAUAUUGUAUAAAGGUGAAAAAAGCAUAUCUUAAUUUAACUUAAAAAAUCGCAUUCUACUUAAUAAAAUGUCGGAUUGGGACACUGUUACCAUCUUGCGCAAGAAGCCCCCAAAGGCAUCAGCUUUAAAGACUGAACAAGCUGUAAACGCAGCACGUCGUCAAGGAAUACCAGUAGAUACUCAACAAAAAUAUGGUGCGGGUACAAAUAAACAGCAUGGCACUACUAAAAAUACAGCUAAACUGGAUAGAGAAACCGAGGAAUUGCGACACGAUAAAAUUCCAUUAGAUCUUGGGAAAUUGAUAAUGCAAGGACGACAAUCAAAGGGAAUGAGUCAAAAAGAUCUGGCCACAAAAAUUUGUGAAAAACCACAAAUUGUUAAUGAUUAUGAAGCAGGACGUGGAAUACCAAAUAAUAUUGUUCUUGGCAAAAUUGAGCGGGCAAUUGGCAUAAAACUACGUGGGAAAGAACGUGGCCUACCAGUACAGCCUCCUGGAGUAAAGAAAUAGCGAGUUCUCUGGGAGGUGAAGACCUAAACUCCAAUUACUUUAUUGCAUAAUAUUUCUCCUUUUUGUUUUUGAAAAUUAUAAUGCAUUUAAAGUUCUCAAACUUGUGACUAACUAUGAUGUAAGCAUUUAUUUGUUUGGUUUCUGGAAAUACCUUCUAUUUUUGUUGCCUUUGUAAACUAUUUUAAAAGUAUGAAAUGCAAAAGGAAUAAAUUUUUUGAAUACCUAAUAAAUCAAUAUUUAUGACUAAA